Penicillium griseofulvum is the source of this 4224-nucleotide messenger RNA. RefSeq lists its product as uncharacterized. Gene Ontology annotation, molecular function: protein binding. Bases 1 to 4224 code for a protein of 1407 amino acids. The record is from RefSeq and is a predicted model, not a curated record. The transcript is spliced from 3 exons. NCBI's taxonomy places the organism in Eukaryota, Fungi, Ascomycota, Eurotiomycetes, Eurotiales, Aspergillaceae.
AUGUCGUGUUUUGGGUGUUUCAAGAGUAAAGUGGAGGAAGGUGGGGGCGAUGUGGGAGCUCGUCCUCGUCCUACAAAUAAUGUCUCGCCAACUGCGCCCGUGGCUAAAGUGCCGGUAGAGAAGCUGGUCGCGCAGAAGACGACCGAAAAGCAUCUAGAGAAACAAGAGUUGGACCCAGAGUUGAACGGUGUAAAUGAUGGCUUUCCCGUUGUCGAUCGCUGGCAAAAGGCAUUCGAAAAUCUCCCUGAGAACAAGCAGAUCAUUCUGAAGGAAAUGGACUUCGAUAAGCCAAAUCCUGUGAAUGUUGCGCCAAAUAUCACCGAGCUAAUCGAUGCUAUAAACGCGAAGCAAGAAGAGUGUGAGAGGAGGUUCUGGAAGACCACUGUAGGUGGAAACGAGAUUGUGUUUCGCGACUACACGACGAGUAUUAUUAGCUGGCUGGAAAAGGCCGGCGAUAUUGCGAUCCAGUUUGCGCCGCCUCAGGCGUGCCUACCCUGGGGUCUGGUCAAGUCGCUUAUGCAGAUCCCCGUCAACGAGAGCGAGCAAAUGUGCGCCCUACUCGCGACCACCGAGCGAAUAGUCCGAAUCACAGCUCGCGGCCAGGUGUAUGAGCAGGUCUACCUAUCUGCUGAAGCUGGAGUCGACCUACAGCCUAUCCAGAAGCAACUGGAAGGCGCCCUGCUCAAGAUUUACACUACUUCACUUGAGCUUCUCGCUGACUCGACGAAACUUUUGGAUGCAAAUACUGUCAGACGAACAAUCGAAGCUAUUAUCAACCCUGGCCAAUUUGCUGGCCAAUUAUCCGGUCUGAUGGAAGAUGAGGAUGAACUUCUCCGUGACGUUCAAGCAUGCGAAGUGCAGCGCAGCUCGGAUGCAGACAAUACAAUGAUUGAUAUGCUGAAGACAUUCAAUGACCCAAUUAUCCGCCUAGACAAAGGCAUCGCUCAUCUUCUCGCCCAUAUGAGCGAAAGCGACCGCAUAGGAAUGCUAGAAUGGAUCUCACCGGUUCCCUUCGGUACGCACCACGAUGGUGUUAGCGAAGACAGGACGCCGGGGACAGGUGACUGGUUAUUGCAGCAUGAAGAUUUUCAAAGCUGGGAGAAUGCAAACUCCUCGCUCCUCUUUUGGCUCCAAGGCUCGCCGGGCACUGGCAAGACGUAUCUCACAUCUGCCGUGAUUGAUCACAUCCGGAGCCAGACUACGAACGAAGGCUUUGCGUUCUUUUACUGUCGCCAAGGCGAGGAGUCGCGCUCACAGCCACAGUCGAUCUUGCAAAGCUUUGUACGACAGCUUUCAACAAAUGCAAAUAACCCCGAGUCUGUUCAGAUCAACCUGCGCGACGCGGUCAACACGGCCCGAGACAAAGGCACAAAUUUUCGCCUGCAGCAGUGCAAGGAGCAGAUACUCGUCUCGUUGAACGUCUAUACCAAGUCCACACUAGUCAUCGAUGCCCUGGACGAAUGCGAUCCAGAUACCCGCGACGAGCUGGUCGAGGCACUGAGCUCGUUUAUCCAAGAUGCUGAGAAUCCAGUUAGGAUCUUCAUCUCCAGCCGUCCUGAUCCAGAAAUCGCGACAGAGCUGCAGAGGAGUCCUAAUAUCGGGAUCCAGGCCGGUGACAACCAGGACGACAUUCAAAAGUAUCUCGACGUUGAACUGGACAAGCGGGCUAAAACGGUGACUAUUCUGAAGCGCAUGAAGGAAGAGAUAAUGGACACGCUGCUUGAGCGUGCGAACGGAAUGUUCCUGUGGGCAGUCCUUCAGGUUCAUCAGCUUGUGAAAUGUCGAUCUGCUCCCAGCAUUCGCGACCGGCUCAACAAACUUCCGGCUUCGCUCAAGGACGCAUAUGACGAGGUCUGGGCCCAGAUCAGCAGCUUGGAGGACCAUGAUCGGACGUCGGUGCUACGCGCUCUUCACUGGGUGGCAGUCGCGAUCAAGCCCUUGACCUCUCCUGAAAUACUGUCUGCCAUUCGUAUGAAUCCCGACGGAACCAUGGUGCCUGUGGAUGCAAUGCUUGAUGAAAAUGGAUUGCUGUCGCUUUGUGUCGGUUUCCUGACUGUUGAUCCCCAGCUGCGGGAGUGGCGCUUCCCGCAUUUGUCGGUCCAGGAAUAUUUGGAAUCGGAGAACCAUGUGUCGGGUUUCCAGGGCCACCUGGAAGCUGGAAUGGUUUCGCUCUCCUACUUUGUUCGCAAUUACAAAGACCUUGACUUGGAAAAAGAUCUCGAGCCGGAGGAACUUAAGGCCUUGAAUGCAGAAGACGCGCCAAUCCCAGCGGAUAUGGAUGAUCGCCUUGCCAAAAUGCACCCAUUCCACAUUUAUAUGAGACACUGCUGGAUUCUCCAUGUCCAGAAUGCCGAAGCUACCGAGGCGAGUGAAUUAGCCCCCCUCUUAAAGGCGUUUCUAGGGUCUCUGAGUAAGAGUUCCGUGCAGUACCAAAGCUGGCUUAGACAGGUCGAGAAAGACCUUGGCGUCCUUCACGAUUGGGGGAAGUUUUACUACUGUUGGGGGUGGAAUUACGGUGGAGAUCCCUUCAGAUAUCCCUUGUGCUAUAUACUUUCUGAGUUCUUUCCAGAAGAUGCUACUGUCUUUGCAAUGAUCCGAUUAUCCUUUGACCUCAUUCUAGCCUCUUGGUGGGAGGAGGCAGAGAUUGAUAUGUCACUCCGCAAUAAUGACGGCCAUCACCUCCUGGCCAUGGCGGCUAAUGUCGGCUCAUUACUCAUCUGCAAGUCACUCCUGGGCAGAGGAUUCGAUAUAAACGCGCGGUGCAAGGGUCUCGGAACCGGUCUUGUUGCUGCGGCGGCUGAUGGAAACUUAGAGCUUGUCAAAUACCUGGUUGAAAACGGGGCCGAUGCACAUAUCAUUUUACCAGAGGGCGAGGGCAUGUUUUGCAAUGCCCUCUCAGCCGCCGUGGAUAGCAAAAGCGUGGAAACCGCCCGGUAUCUCAUCGGGGAUGUAGGCGUUGAUGUACGCACCCCCCUUCCCGGUUCGAAGCAUGGUUUUGCCCUGCUUGGGGAGGCGGCGUCGGUGCCGGGAAUUGAGAUGACAAAGCUUAUCCUCGACGCGGGAGUCGACGUGGACACGCGCGUCAAUAGUCCCUUUGAGCCAACAGCGCUCAUCACCAAAAUCCAGUUUGGCGACCUUGAGUCCAUCAAAUAUCUUGUCGAGACCGCAAAGGCCGACGUCAACAACUGCGACGCACUGGAAUAUGCCGCACAAUGGGGAGGCCUUGAAAUCUUAAAUUUCCUAGUGGAAGCAGGGGCAGAUGUCAAUGGGCGUUCGACCUCUGGAAGGUAUGGGAGUCCGCUUGCGGCCGCGUCCUCGCGUUCAAACUACUUCGAGCCACUGGGGUUUCUGUUAGCGUCCGGAGCUGAUCCAAACUUGCCUCUGCUAAGUGGGCAUUUUGGGAGCGCGCUUGCAGUCGCCUGCGCCGAAGGCGGGCCCGAGGCCGUCAGACGCUUGCUAUCGGCAGGUGCGGAUCCCAACAUGCCUCUUAGGCAAGGCAGAUGCGGGAGCGCCCUGGCGUGGGCAGCGUUCGAGUCUCCCGAUGUCAACAUCUUCAAAACCCUUCUGGACGCCGGGGCAGAUAUUAACAUGCCGCUUGAGCAUGGCGAAUAUGGGUCAGCGCUCGCCGCAUGGGGCGCGGGGAGAACAGGGUACCCCUUGUCCAUGAGCACGGAAGUCUUUCCCUAUCUGAUCCAAGCAGGUGCCAAGAUCAACAUGCCACUGAAGUAUGGCUUCUUCGGCAGCGCCUUCGCAGCAACGGUAUUCAGUGGCCAAUUGGACAAGAUCGAGCUAUUAGUUGAUAAGGGCGCAGACGUGCACAUGCGGCUCGAAGACAACGACUUCCCUAACCCACUUGCCAUGGCCGCCACUACCGCUAAAGAUCAUAUAGUGAAGUAUAUGCGCGAACUUGGGGUUGCUAUCAACCCAAAAUACCCAGGGAAAAGAUACGGUAGUCCACUUAUUGCUGCAGCAGUGUUCGGGAAACGGCACCAAGUGGAAUAUCUACUUGACAAUGGUGCAGAGGUAAAUGCAAAGUACGAGGGCUCAUACUAUUCCACUGCGCUGCAGGCUGCAAGGGCCAGUAUUGAGCUGGAAGAUCGGCAGUGGAUGCGACGAGAGAGCCCCCACAGCUGUCACGCAGAUGUUGACAGGUGUGUUGAAGCGUGGGCAGAGGAGAAGCCUGGCAUUGUCGACCUGCUUCUUGAGUGGGGAGCGACUGCUUGA